Triticum dicoccoides is the source of this 2787-nucleotide messenger RNA. RefSeq names its product MDIS1-interacting receptor like kinase 2-like. Gene Ontology annotation, biological process: protein phosphorylation. The record is from RefSeq and is a predicted model, not a curated record. The coding region runs from base 1020 to 2663 and encodes 547 amino acids. Gene Ontology annotation, molecular function: protein binding; protein kinase activity; ATP binding. NCBI's taxonomy places the organism in Eukaryota, Viridiplantae, Streptophyta, Magnoliopsida, Poales, Poaceae. The transcript is spliced from 4 exons.
UGUGAUUUGGAGCUUCAGCACAACAUGAGCCUUCUCCUAGCCUUGGAGCUGCUGCUGCUCCUGCUUGCCUUUCCACGCCUUUCUUCCGCCUCCAAUUCUACAAAUUCAUCACUGGACCGGCAAGCAGAGGCACUUCUCCAGUGGAAAUAUAGCCUAAGCUAUUGGUGCUCUGAUGUGGACUAUGGAGAAAGGGAACCAGUCCCUGUAACUGGAGCGGCGUUGCCUGCAGCAACACUCUGCUUCGUGGCCAUGACCAGGGUGAUGCUUCCCUAGUUGUGUCCAACAUUUCGCUUGUGUACUGUUACCUUCAAGGCAGGUUGGACAGUCUCCACUUUGCAGACUUGCCUCAUCUUGUCCAUCUGGACCUCAGCGACAACUCUCUCUGGGGCUCAAUCCCAUCAAGCAUUGGUGCUCUCACCAAGCUCACUCACUUGGAUCUAUCCAACAAUGGCCUGAGCGGAUCUAUCCCAACAUCCCUAGAGUUGCCUCGUCUUGUCUUUCUGGACCUCAGAUACAACACUCUCCCCGGCCUAAUCCCAUCAAGCAUUAGUUCUCUCGCCAAGCUUGAAUACAUGGAUCUAUCGGGCAAUAGUCUUCAUGGACCCAUCCCAACAUACCUAGAGUUGCCUCGUCUUGUCCAUCUGGAGCUCAGAUACAACACUCUCUCAGGCCUAAUCCCAUCAAGCAUUGGUGCUCUCGCCAAGCUCGAAUACUUGGAUCUAUCGCGCAAUCUUCUUAAAGGACCUAUCCCAUCAUUCAUAGCUAAUUGUACUAAACUAACCUCUCUCAAAUUUUGUCAUAAUCUUUUGAGCAAAGGAUCCAUUGUAGGCAAUCGGACGAGUUUACGAUACUUAGAUCUUUCCAACAAUCUAAUAAAUGGUCCAUUCCCUUUAACCAUUCUGAAAUUAGCCUCUCUAACAACGCUAGCACUUCGAUCCAAUCAGCUUAACGGCCUAUUACCAUCAUAAAUUGGAAAUCUUAAUAUUCUCUCUCAUCUGGAUCUUUCCAACAAUCGGAUCAUGGGUUCCAUCGGAAGCAUAGGAAAUCUAACAAGUUUAGAGUUCUUCGAUCUUUCAAACAAUCAAAUAAAUGGUUCCAUUUCUUCGACCUUCUCGAAAUUGACCUCUGUUACAACACUGUCACUUGGGUCCAAUAAGCUUAGUGGCUUAUUACCACCAGAGUUAGGAUCUCUUAUUCAUCUCACUCGUCUGGAACUAAGUAGCAAUCAGUUUGAAGGAAGCAUUCCACCUCAGAUAGGACAUUGCCACCUUUUAACAUCGUUACUCAUAUCGGACAACUUUUUGACGGGUGAAAUCCCACAAGAACUUGGGUAUCUCACCAACCUAUAUGAGAUGGAUUUGAGUAGAAACAAUUUAAGUGGUGACAUUCCAGCGACCUUUUCUAAUCUUCCCAGACAGGCUAUGCUGAUUUUAGCAUAUAAUAGUUUGACUGGCAAAGUUCCAUCUAUCACAGCCUCAAUCUUACUUUACCAUAAUAAGGAUUUAUGCGGUGAUUCCAAUCACUUAAUGCCAUGUGAAACACUGAAGCUUGACAUGAACCACCAAAGCAGAAAACAUCCACGUAUGGUACUUCUUGCGUUUUUUGCACCCUUUUCCUUCGCUUGCCUCUCAAUAGCAAGCAUCACGGUUAUUUGUAGGAGAAACAAGUGUUCAAAAAGUAAAAGGAAAAGCAAGUCUGGAGAUAUACUUUCAAUAUGGAAUUUCGAUGGGAAGAUCGCAUUCGAAGACAUACUCACUGCAACUGAAAAUUUCGAUGAGAAAUAUUGCAUUGGCAUUGGAGGCUAUGGAACUGUCUUCAGAGUCGAGCUCGAAGGCGGGGUUACCUUUGCCGUCAAGCUCCUGCAUUCAAUGGAAGAAUUCAACGACGAGGAAACAUUUCACGCUGAGAUUGAAGUGUUGACAAAAAUCAGGCACCGAUGCAUCGUCAAGCUGUAUAGCUUCUGUUCACACUCCCAAUGCAAAUUUCUCGUGUAUGACCUUAUUGAGAGGGGAAGCUUAUCAUCUAUUUUGCACGAGCAAGAGCUAGCAAAGGAGCUGGACUGGUCAAAUAGAAUUGCUAUUGUGGCGGACGUAGCUCAAGCUCUCUCCUAUUUGCAUCAUGAUUGCGAUGAUCCUAUUGUGCACCGGGACAUAAAAAGCAGCAACAUUCUUCUGAACCGAGAUUAUAAAGCUUAUGUCUCGGACUUUGGCAUGGCGAGGAAGCUGAAGCAUGGUUGCUCAAGCUGGAGCACUAUCUUCGCAGGGACAUGUGGCUAUAUAGCCCCAGAAUUGUCAUCCACCAUGGUGUUGACCGAGAAGUGUGACGUGUACAGCUUCGGUGUGGUUGCGCUGGAAGUUGUGAUGGGAAAGCACCCAGGUGAUCUGCUCCUUCCGUUCUUCUGCCGAACAGAGCAGCCGGGGAAGUUCAACGAUAUCCUGGAUCGACGCAUUGCAGCGCCGUCAACCAUUCAUGAGAAGGAUGUUAUUUUGGUUGCCUUGGUGGCCUUUGCUUGUCUGCAAGUCAAUCCCAAAUCCCGGCCAAGAAUGCAGCAGGUGUAUCAGGCACUGACAAGUAGAAACCGACCGGCUUUCAUGCCCAUGCCCCUUCAUGAAAUCAGCCUGCAAGAUUUGCACGAUUACUGUGGCACCAUAAAGAAUAUAUGAAGCUAUAUAGCUAAUCUCGUGUAUAUUGGCCUGUGUAUUUGUAUUUUUGGGUGGACUUCAAGGACAGAAGGACGGAUAACAUCCUUUGUAUGUUGACUUAAUAUUGUUACUAGUAAUUUCAGUA